Messenger RNA from Hermetia illucens (black soldier fly), 745 nucleotides. RefSeq names its product DNA-directed RNA polymerases I, II, and III subunit RPABC3 (gene Rpb8). Gene Ontology annotation, cellular component: RNA polymerase III complex; RNA polymerase II, core complex; RNA polymerase I complex. Gene Ontology annotation, molecular function: DNA-directed RNA polymerase activity. The coding region runs from base 238 to 690 and encodes 150 amino acids. The record is from RefSeq and is a predicted model, not a curated record. The transcript has a single exon. NCBI's taxonomy places the organism in Eukaryota, Metazoa, Arthropoda, Insecta, Diptera, Stratiomyidae. Gene Ontology annotation, biological process: DNA-templated transcription.
GCUCUUGUCAAUCAGACAGUUCGUUCCCAUGUUUUGUGUCAAUCGAUGGUUAGCGCGUUCGGCCUCAGAAGUGUGUAUAUCCGCAAGGGCUGCUUCUUUUAAAAUAGUUCAAGGUGUAACAAUCACCUACAUAUAAGUCACUGUCAAGUUCCCGUACCUUCAAGCAUUUCCGCUCAUAAAUUGAUUCCAAUUUCGGUAAAACCGGCUUCCACUCACCAACUUUAACCUCAAACCACAAUGUCAGGAGUGUUAUUCGAGGAUAUCUUCAACGUGAAGGACAUGGAUCCGGAAGGCAAGAAAUUCGAUCGUGUCAGUCGCCUCCACUGCGAAUCAGAGUCCUUCAAAAUGGACCUAAUUCUGGACAUCAAUUCGUGGCUGUAUCCAAUGGAGUUGGGCGACAAAUUCCGGCUGGUCCUAGCCACAACCCUGCGCGAAGACGGUUGCCCCGACAGCGGUGAAUAUGACCCCAUGCAGACGGAAGGAUCGAGGGCGGAUAGUUUCGAGUAUGUAAUGUACGGGAAAAUCUACAGGAUAGAGGGUGAUGAGGCACACAAUGAAGCGUCCAGUCGACUGUCCGCGUACGUGUCCUUCGGCGGAUUGUUGAUGCGACUGCAAGGGGACGCGAACAACUUGCACGGGUUCGAGGUGGAUCAACAUAUUUACUUGUUGAUGAAGAAAUUAGCGUUUUAGACUGGAUUGGAUGUUGUUAUUUUAUAUAAGAAUAAAAUACACUAUUUUUAAGGGA